Messenger RNA from Glycine soja, 3933 nucleotides. RefSeq names its product protein PAT1 homolog 1-like. Gene Ontology annotation, cellular component: P-body. The record is from RefSeq and is a predicted model, not a curated record. Lineage: Eukaryota; Viridiplantae; Streptophyta; Magnoliopsida; Fabales; Fabaceae. Gene Ontology annotation, molecular function: RNA binding. Gene Ontology annotation, biological process: deadenylation-dependent decapping of nuclear-transcribed mRNA; P-body assembly. The coding region runs from base 331 to 2991 and encodes 886 amino acids. The transcript is spliced from 5 exons.
GGGUUCCUCUCAGUCUUUGUCUCUCUCCUCCCUUUGUCUCUCUCUCUCUUUCUUCUGUUCUCUUUGAUCCAAAUCCCAACCCUUUUUUUCUUCUCUUUUUUUUUUCCUCUCAUUUUUCUCUUUUUCCAUGUGCUCAAUACUCAGCACAGAUCUUCUUCUCCCUCCCCCUUUUGUUCUACCGUUCUCGCUCUGAGAAAACAGAAGAAAAAAAAAAGGGGUUUCAAGUUUGAACGACCCUUUUCACAUUGGGUUCUCUAAUUCUCUUUUUCUCCAUAAAUCUUCGAUCUUUCGCGGUUUUUGCUUUCUGGGGUUUGUUCUUCCUUCGUUUUUAUGCUGGAUAUGGAUGGGUUUGGAGGUGGGGGUGGUGUUGGUGGCGCUCCCAACGCAGAGAAUCUUAGGGGAUUGGGGAAUGUUUCCUCAGAAGGUGCAGUUUUUGACGCAUCACAAUAUGCAUUCUUCAGUAAAGAAGCUGUCCAGGAAGUUGAGUUGGGAGGGUUAGAAGACGAUGGCUGUUUGCCUACUGUUGAAUCUAAUGAGGAGUUCUUUUUCAACAGAGAAGAGGCUGAGGAUGUAAAGUCUCUUUCUGAUAUUGAUGAUCUUACUACCACUUUUUGGAAGUUGAACAAGGUUGUGAGUGGACCAAGGAGUGCAGGUGUUAUUGGUGAACGGGGAUCAAGAGAAAAUUCUACUUCUGAAUGGUCACAAAGGGAAGAUAGUUUUAACUGGUAUGAUCAGAAUGCUUAUGAUAGUGAAGGUUCUACAGAUGGCAAAAGAUGGUCAUCACAGCCUCAUUCUUCCCUAGCCCAUUUACAUGAUUCAAAGCCCUUGUACAGAACAUCUUCAUAUCCUGAGCAGCAAAGGCAGGAGCAACACUACCACCUCCAACAUUGCUCUAGUGAACCAGUUCCUAACUGGCUUGAUCAGCAUUUUUGCGACGCAGAAACUGCUCAUGAUCAUGAUGGCAAACGAUGGUCAUCGCAGCCACAUUCCUCUGUUGCACAUUUACAAGAAUCAAAGCCCUUGUACAGAACAUCUUCAUAUCCUGAAAAACAGCAGGAGCUUCCUCGUUUUUCUAGUGAACCAAUUUUGGUACCAAAGUCUUCAUUUACUUCUUAUCCUCCCCCUGGUGGUCUAUCUCAGCUGGGUUCUCCAAGCCAUAGUACAGGACACUUGAACAUUCCUUAUCAUACUGGAGCAGCUCAGAUGGCGCUAUCAUCUCAAAAUCGUUCUCAUUUAUCCAAUUCUGCACUACAGUCAAGUGCAUUAAAUCUUGGGUCACAUUUUGGUGGAAACACACGCCAAUUUCCUACUGGUUCCCAUCUUAAUCAGCGUAUACAGAAUCAAUUGGUCAACCAGGCAGGGUUGUAUCCUGGAGAUCAUUCAAAUCUCCUUAAUAAUAUGUUACAGCAACAAUUACACCUUCAUAAUGGAUCGGUAUCUCCUCACUUGAUGACUCAAUUACAACAGCAGCAGCAUAGACUGCAUCAUCCUGGUCAGCGAUCUGCAGGCUACUUAUCUGGCUUCCAGUCCCAUUUAUUCAAUCCCCACCCUUCCUCUGGCUCAUCUGUAAUUAGCAAAUAUGAACAUAUGCAUGGAAUCGCCGAUGGUAGAGAUCAUAGAUCAAAAUCAACUCAUAAAGGUAAACAUAGUCUUCGUUUUUCCCUACAUGGUUCUGAUGCCGGUAGCCAAAAGAGUGACAGUGGUUCAUUUCAGUUUCGUUCCAAGUAUAUGACAAGUGAUGAAAUAGAAAGCAUUCUCAGAAUGCAACAUGCUGUGACUCAUAGUAAUGACCCAUAUGUAGAUGACUAUUACCACCAAGCUUGUCUGGCAAAAAAAACUUCUGUGGCUAAGUUAAAACAUCCAUUUUGCCCAAGCCAAAUAAGGGAAUAUCCUCCACGAUCCCGUGCUAAUACUGAGCCACAUUCAUUUGUUCAGAUUGAUGCCCUAGGGAGAGUUUCAUUUUCUUCUAUUCGUCGUCCUCGCCCUCUUCUUGAGGUUGACCCUCCAAACACUUCUGCUAGCUCUGAUCAAAAGAUUUCAGAGAAGCCCCUUGAGCAGGAACCUAGGUUUGCUGCAAGAGUCACAAUUGAGGAUGGUCUUUGUCUUCUUCUUGAUGUGGAUGAUAUUGAUCGUUACCUACAGUUGAAUCAGCCACAAGAUAGUGGAACACAUUUAAGACGAAGAAGGCAAGUCCUGUUGGAAGGACUAGCAACUUCACUUCAACUUGUUGAUCCACUGGGAAAGAAUGGACACAAAGUUGGGCUUGCUGCUAAGGAUGAUCUUGUUUUCUUAAGGUUGGUAUCUCUUCCCAAGGGACGUAAGCUCCUUGCAAAGUAUCUUCAGUUGCUUCCUCCUGGCAGUGAGCUUAUGAGGAUAGUCUGCAUGACCAUAUUUCGUCAUUUAAGAUUCUUAUUUGGUGGUCUCCCCUCAGAUCCGGCAGCUUCAGAGACUACAAAUAACCUUGCCAAGGUUGUUUGCCAAUGUGUCCGAGGAAUGGAUCUUGGUGCUCUUAGUGCCUGCCUUGCUGCAGUUGUUUGUUCUGCAGAGCAGCCUCCUCUACGCCCCAUUGGAAGCACUUCUGGAGAUGGUGCUUCCCUUAUUUUAAUUUCCGUUCUUGAGAGGGCUACUGAACUUCUAACUGAUCCACAUGCUGCUUGCAACUUCAACAUGGGUAAUCGUUCAUUUUGGCAGGCCUCAUUUGAUGAAUUUUUUGGCCUUCUCACCAAGUAUUGCAUGAAUAAAUAUCAUAGUAUCAUGCAAUCCAUGCUUAUACAAAGUACCUCUGAUGUGGAUGACAUUGGCCCAGAUGCUGCCAAAUCUAUUGGUAGAGAAAUGCCUGUUGAACUCUUGCGUGCUAGUCUCCCUCACACUGACGAGCGCCAGAGGAAGUUAUUGCUGGAUUUUGCGCAACGUUCCAUUCCUGUGGUAGGAUUUAACAGCAACACUGGGGGUAGUGGCAGUCAUGUGAACUCAGAAACAGUGCUAAGUUGAUGGAUCUACAUGAGAAGUUCACCUGUUGAUAAUGGUUCUGGUUGAUGAUCACACCGAUGUUGUAAGGACAACCUUGCAUCUGUUCAAGUGCAUCUGGAGAAAUCUUAAAUGUGCAAAGUGCGAGUUGCCGAGUUGCAUCUAUGAUGGAGGCUUCUGCCUCACCUUAAUUGUCUACUUGUCAUAUUCUGCAGCUUUGUGAUAAAUUUGCAACCAGGCCUUUUAUGUUGUACCCGGCUUGAUUUGUUCCUCAUGUCUUUUCUUUUUCUCUUGACAGGGGAGCUUAUAUAAUUGUUACUAUGUGUGGCUGGUAGGGACAUAGUAGUUGUUAGCAUGUACAGGUUUAGGACAUAUUUGGUUCCCAUGUUUCCUUAUUAUAUAUAGAAGGAUGGGGAUGGAUGGGUUGUACUCACAUCAUAUCUGUGAUAGAAUCAUUCUGCUGAAACGUAAGGGCCACUGAGGGGGUGCAAAUUUCACUGAGACACAGGUUGACCAGCUGGCAUUCUGAAAUUCAAGGGAACACUGUUGAAGAAUAAGUUAUGUUGAACUUGUUGCAUAAUUUAUCUUUUGCACUUGAGUUGUCAAUUUGUAGAUAUGUGUUCUUAUGUUAUCUUGAGAAUAUUUGGUUUUUUCCUUCCAUGUUUCUCUCUGACUUUGGCAUUGUUUUCUUUGGAAAUUUGCUGAGGUUCAUUGUUCACUUGCUCCUUUUCCUAUCUGGAAAUGUAUGAGGAGAAUAUGAAAUCAAGUGGCCACUUUGAUGAUGGAUGGUUGAAAAUUUGUGUUGAUUCCUUUUACAUGAAUUUUUGACAAAUGAAUUGGGCAGGCUGCUUGGUACCCAUUAUACUUUUUGACUAGGGAGGUUCAAUGAAUAUCUGUUCUAAGUGUUUUAGCCUCAUUUUUAUUUUGUGGUGCAAUUAACUUUAUAAUAUGGGGAUAUUUUCUUUU